CUACGAGCAGCGUUUAGCGUUAGCAUUUUCAAAUUAAUCUGCACCAUUAAAAUUUUAUCAUAAACACUAACGCUAUUUCCAAACAGGCACUACUUCUAUGAAAAUAAGAAUUUUAAAAAAGUACACGUUGAUCCUCACUACAUAUCUCAUGACUUCACUUCAAAAUCGUAGUCGCAUUUGGUAUCAAUAAAUAAUUUUGUUGGGUGCUGUGGAGCGGGCUCCGGGCCUGAGCCCAGCUAUUAUUACAUUACCGAGUCCUAUAAAACAAAGGGGGGAAUGCCAUUCAUCCCCCCGUUUUCAGGCUUCACCUCUUCGGUGGUUCAUAUUAUUCCAGCAGCUCCGCCAUGGCGGAAUGUGUGUGAAAAAUCAGAGAUUUCAUCAUCUUCUUCUGAUGAUGAUGAUGACGGUGGUAGUGAAGAAACUCGUUCUGACAGCUCUGAUGAUGAUUCAGGGCGGAUCACUGCCUGCACUCCGGCGAAGAGGAGGAAAUUGUGGUGGAAUCCGGUCACUCCUGAAGCAGAUUGCUGCCCUGAUUCCAUUGUUGAGUACUUGAACACGCCUCUAUCUAAGCGUAGGAUUUCGGGGGAGUUGAAUAUGAAGGUGAAGAAACAUCUCUCGUAUUCCGGAUGGGCCAUUGAAUCUUUGAGGACUCAAAAUGGAAAUAGAAUGCGAUAUGUUUCGCCCGAUGGGAAAAUAUACAUGUCCCUCACUCAAAUUUGUCACCAGCUUAACCCUAAUGUUGAGGAAUGUGUUUCUGUUACUGUGGCUGAUCGUACCGUGAAGCCCAACCCAAAUGUUGAGGAAUGUGUUUCUGUUCCUGUGGUCGGUCAUACGGAGAAUCCCAACCCUAAUGAUGAAGAAUGUGUUGUUUCUGUGGUGGAUUGUAUGGCGAAGCCAAAGGCAUGUCGAGAGCUUUAUGCGUCUUCUCCUUGCAAAGCCACUGUUGAAGAUUCUGAUCAUGGAGAGGAUCCUCAGGCUAUUAGUGAUUAUAUGUUUUUGUGCAAAAUUAAAAGUGUAAAUCCCAAAACAAGGGCACUCAAGGCAGAAGCUAAGUUUAAAGCCAUGAAUCAUCUGGUUCACUGCAAAUGGGAGCUGUUUAAAAGCCCCAAAAAAGACAAAUUGGAAUAUCGCUACAAGGCUCCGAAUGGGAAAGUGUUUUACUCUCUUUUCACAGCUUGCGAAUGGUAUGCACGAGAAACAAAUGUCGGAGGCCUGAAGACUUUGGGAAGUGUUGCUGGAUCAAAUGAUAAAGAAAAAGAUGACGAAGAAGUGGUUUUUGGAGUUGGUAAAUAUAGAAAGAAAUUGAAGUUUUGCUUGGAUGAAUCCAAAACAAGUUUAAUUAGAGAUUCUUCUCAGUCUCAAACCAGUAAGCUUGUAUCCUGUAAAAGUAAAAAGGGCAAUAUCUUGUCACGGCUGGUAGAGAGCAAUGUGAUUCCUCUUGAAGCAAAGGUGCAAUACAGGAAGAAGGAUGGAUCUGUGUUAAAGGACGGAAGAAUUACCAGUGAUGGAAUACUUUGUGAUUGCUGCCAGCAAGUUUAUGGACUCAGUAGCUUUGAAGCUCAUGCAGGAAGUACAAACCACAGGCCUUCGGCAUUUACAUUCUUGGAAGAUGGAAGGUCGAUAGCCGAGUGUCAAUUACAGGAAAAACAGAAUGGCAACCUUAAACACUCCAACUUUAUAGAACAUGAUAUUAUCUGUUCUGUCUGUCAUGAUGGCGGUGAAUUACUUCUUUGUGAUAAGUGUCCAUCCGCGUUUCAUACUGGUUGCCUUGGUCUAGAGGAGGUUCCACCUGGUGAUUGGUUCUGCGCAUCUUGCUGUUGUGGAAUUUGUCACCAGGGUGGAUUUCAUGAGAAUGAAAACCACCAGUUCACAGAUAAUAGUUAUCUUUGCUGUUAUCAAUGCCAAUGCCAAUAUCAUGUUGGGUGUGUUAAAAGUAGGGGUCUACUUGAGCUGGACAGCCCUCCUCCAGGAAAGUGGUUUUGCAACUACAAAUGCCAACAGAUAUUUUCAGGUCUUGUUCAACUGUCAGGAAAACCAAUUCCAGUGGAGUCAGUUAAUCUGCUAACUUGGACGUUAUUGGAUUCUAGAGAUGAUAAGAGAUAUAGCAAGCUUAGAGCUGCCCUUGAUGUGAUGCACGAGUGUUUCGAGCCCAUUAGGGAAUAUCUAACUCAGAGUGAUGUUGUUGAGGAUGUUAUUUAUAAUAAACGGAACGCUAAGCUACGCCGUUUAAAUUUUCAAGGGUUCUAUACUGCCAUCCUGGAAAAAAAUGAUGAAAUUGUUACGGUGGCUACAGUAAGGGUUCAUGGAGAAAAGGCAGCUGAGAUCCCAUUUGUUGCCACAUCGUUCAAACACCGGGGACUUGGAAUGUGUCGCAUUUUAAUGAACCAGCUAGAGAAGAAACUUUCAGAACUGGGAGUGCAGAGAAUAAUUGUGCAAGCCAUUCCUGCAGCAAAGAACACAUGGACCAGUUCGUUUGGCUUCUCGGCGAUGACAAAAGCAGAGAGGCUGAAUUUGUCGGACUGCACUUUUGUCAACUUCUAUGGUACAGAUAUGUGCCAGAAGCUGUUACGAAACGACACAUCAACAGGAUCAAAUGAGGUUGAUGGCAUUUGUCCUGUUUCACUAGCUUCGCAACCUGAAGAAAUUCAUAGCAGUGCAGGGCUUGAAGAUCAAACACGAGACGAGAUUAUUUCUUCACUGCUGGGCUUCAAAUAGGGUGACAAUGUAGAUCCUCUGCCAUUCUUUUAUUUGCUCUAGCAAUCAUUAAGGUCAGGUGUGAAUGAGCAAAUAGACAUUUGAAUUACAGAAUGCAACAAAAUGAAUUAUAUGAACGUGCAUGCAUCAAUUCCGCAAUGUUCAUGCCCUAAUUUUGUGCAAAAAAUAUAUAUAAAUAAAUGUGCGAUAUAAACAUUGUGUAACUUCUGAAUGUGUAUAUAUCGGAUAUACAAUAAGCAUCAUAUCCUAAUACAGAGUACUAAGUAUAAGAAUUCGGAAAGGGUGAAUAUAAGUGAUGAAACAUU
Cuscuta campestris is the source of this 3020-nucleotide messenger RNA. The record is from the annotation of a GenBank genome assembly. Lineage: Eukaryota; Viridiplantae; Streptophyta; Magnoliopsida; Solanales; Convolvulaceae.